Molecule: messenger RNA, 2809 nt
Organism: Aureobasidium pullulans EXF-150
Lineage: Eukaryota; Fungi; Ascomycota; Dothideomycetes; Dothideales; Saccotheciaceae
Exons: 3
Coding region: 454-2544 (696 amino acids)
Biological process (GO): regulation of DNA-templated transcription; cellular response to starvation
Cellular component (GO): nucleus
Molecular function (GO): DNA-binding transcription factor activity, RNA polymerase II-specific; zinc ion binding; RNA polymerase II transcription regulatory region sequence-specific DNA binding
Source: RefSeq, a predicted model, not a curated record
CGAUCACGACGUCUUCGGAGAGCAUACUGUUGUCGCGCAAGGUCGCGGACCCCGUCGCAUCAUUCAUCCCAUAAGGAAUCAAGGACCGGCCUCUCCGUGACACACCUCCACACCGUCCCCUCGGCCCACUCGCGCGUCCCGACACACUGGCAUAGACAUCAUGACUUUAGCGAGGGUGACACAAACUGCGUAGACAUUGCUUUGGUAGUUUGGAAGCUGCCCCUGCUUACCUUGCACCGCGUGGGCGGGACUCGUAGUUGAUCCCUGGCAGACCCUUGUGGCACGGCGCAUACUGCAUCUGGCUGCACUUCAGCCCACUCGUGAUCUUACAUCCAUCCACCUGGGAAUCCUGAAACGGAAGCAAUCCACGGGAAGCUGCAGAAAACGUGCUUCUGUGCAAAGACGCCUGCCUCGUGCCACUCCAACGGAAGACCUGCCUAUAUUACCCCGGCCAUGGCCACCGAUCCAAAUGCACACGGCUCGCCCGACGAGCAGACAGACACCCCGACCAACCAGACACACCCUCAGUCUCAGACACUGCCGCACAUGUCUGACUCGAUUCAAGAUCGCUCCCAGAGCGACGACAGGGCUUCACCGGCCUCUGCUUCCUCUACAAAGGACCAGAACGACUCGACCACCAAGCGCUCAAACGCAAAGGAUCCCUCGAGGCCUCGGAGGAAGAAGGCGCGUAGAGCCUGUUAUGCUUGCCAACGAGCGCACUUGACUUGUGGCGACGAACGGCCAUGUCUUCGCUGCAUCAAGCGUGGCUUGCAAGACCACUGCCAUGAUGGAGUCCGCAAGAAGGCCAAAUAUCUACACGACGCUCCUAAUGAAGCUCUCAUGUCGCACACCUACAACCAAAACCAGAACCAAGCUCAGAUGGGCCAGUCUACUCCUGCUACUGAACCUACCCCUGUAGCUCAGUCUUCUUCAUACUUCGCAACUCCUGUUGGUCCCCAGGCAUUUGCAAACUUCGGCCACACUCCGUCAUCGGCUCCUAUCAACUCUCCCUCGACCACCGACUCGCCCAUGAUUCAUACCAACCCCUACGCUCCACAGCAGAAUAUGGUCACCCAGCCAUUUCCUUCUGCUUCUCAACAAAUGCCUCCGCCUCAAGAUCCCGUCUCGUCCAUCGCACAUACAUCUCCUGACGCGAAGCCCAAUCAACCUUUUAAUGCUCCGUUCUUUGAUCCCGCUGACCCUUCACUCUUCAACUUCGACAUCUCAAGCCUCAACUUCGGUAAUCAUUAUGGUGCUUUGGAAUUUGGAAUGCUUGGUCACAUGUCUUCUGGCGCUGUUGAAACCCCUGACACCGAGAACAACAAUCUGAUGACUUCGAUACCCUAUGAUCCGACCAAUUCAAAUUACUCCAACACCUACCCCUACAACAGCUCGACUUUCACUGACUGGCAGCGCAAUGCCGACGGCGCCAGACAGAACAGCUCUGGUCAGAUCUUCUCCAUUACAGGCGAUAGCAGCUUUGAUGGUCAACUUAACUUCCCGAAUGCUUUCGCUAUCGGCGAAAAUGGCUCCAUCUCUGGUGCCAGUCCCAGCGCCGCCAAUAUGAUGGACUUUGGCACAGGAUACAAUUCAAGCCCUGUCGCUUCGGCACAACAUCUCCUGCAGAACCCAAACCAAGACUAUAACCGCCAUCCACAACGGCCGUCUAUUAGAAACAGCUUCUCGGCGAACGACAUUCAUCAAACACGCCCCAAUCAACAACGAAGGCGACGAGAUCCCUCUGAUAUUUACACAUCGGUCACUGCACCAUAUUCAUACACCACCGGCUUCCAUGCCUUGACUGCUUGCCUGCAGCGGUUGUACUCUCCUCAGAAGACUGCACGUAUCGCCAGAGCGCUAGCAGCCAUUAGGCCAUCCUUCAUCUCUUGUACAAAGCAGCUGAAUGUCGACGAUUUAAUCUUCAUGGAAAAGUGCUUCCAACGAACGCUCUUCGAAUAUGAUGACUUUCUCACAGCCUAUGGAACUCCCACGCUAAUAUUGCGUCGAACUGGCGAAGUGGCAGCUGUUAGUAAAGAGUUCUCAUUACUCACGGGAUGGUCGAGAGAUGUGCUGCUCGGCAAAGACGCCAACUUGAACAUCAACAUUGGCAAUGCAUCAGGCCGUCAAACGGGCACCAGCACGAGAGGGACUGCUACGCCUCGCGCACAAAGCAGCGGAGACACCGCCGGCCGACUGCAGCCAGUGCUCCUCCCGGAGCUCAUGGAAGACGAUAAUGUCAUCGACUUUUACGAAGACUUUGCAAAGCUUGCCUUCGGAGACUCGCGCGGCGUCAUGAUGAAACCGUGCAAGCUCCUCAAGUACAAGACCAAGGAAGAUCCUGGUUGGAGUGCAGACCUGCUGAGCGAACGAGAGAACAGGCACAGCAACGGUAGACCGGUCGGUCCGCUCAUCAGCGCCGAGUCUGGAAUGAACUCGUUGGGCGACCGUGACGGCAAAGUGUCCUGCAUGUUCUGUUGGGUGGUGAAGCGAGACGUGUUUGAUAUCCCGAUGAUGAUCGUCAUGAAUUUCCUUCCUAUUAUCUAAGUCCCAGGGCAUUUCUUUCGGCUGGAUGACGUUUCCCAUGGGACUGGCGCUGGGUAAACAAGACUGUAUGCGUACCUAAUCUAGCAUAGCAUAAUGAGUAGACGAUAAUCGGGGUGGCGAGGAUCGUCUGCUAAGGCAGGUGAUAUUGGCUUCUUGCAUGUCCGAACAAGUCCAGUUGAUAAACCACACGAACGGAUAUCUGUUAAUUUAUCCAUGUGCAUACUGCUGCAUAGACAGCUCACAGUAGCUCGUGCUGCUGUUCCAA